Molecule: messenger RNA, 1664 nt
Organism: Triplophysa dalaica
Lineage: Eukaryota; Metazoa; Chordata; Actinopteri; Cypriniformes; Nemacheilidae
Product: CD276 antigen-like
Exons: 5
Coding region: 89-889 (266 amino acids)
Source: RefSeq, a predicted model, not a curated record
CUGAGUUGGAGUUUGAACCGAAUGAAAACGAAAGAAAAGUCCAUUCAUCUUCCAUUCAUCACUACAUCUUUGUCAGAGCACGUGGGCGAUGUGCUUUCAUACAUGCUGGAUGACUUGGACUGCUAUAUUUAUUUUUGCACACAGCCCCUUACUGUGGUCCGGAGGGAGUUCUCAGGAGGUUCUUGUGAAGAAGGUUGUAGCUGCUCCAGGUUCAGAUGCUGUGCUCAGUUGCUUGUUUCCUGUUCAACCAAAUAUAGAUUUUGAAAUGUUAGUUAUAAACUGGCAGCAUGGUGAUACAGUGGUGCACAGCUUCUAUCGAAACAGUGAUCAGCUUGAAAAACAGAAUGAAGUUUACAAAGGACGAACAUCUCUCUUCCAAGACCAGUUACAGGCAGGAAAUGCAUCACUAAUGUUAACUGACAUUCAGCCAGAACAUAAUGGAGAAUAUAAGUGUUAUGUGACAUGCAACAUUGGACCAUUUGAUGAACAGACGGUGCAUUUGCUUGUAGCAGCUCCAUACGAUGAACCUGAAAUUGCAGUUCAGUAUCUCUGCGAGAAUAUCAUCAUCAGUCUUUCAUCUCAUGGUUUUCCUAAACCUGUUGUGACUUGGUCUGCACCCUUGGGAUAUGAAAAUACAACACUUAUACUUGACAGUAGAGGGCGCUAUAGACUGCAAAGCAACAUGACCUUGAACCUGAACUCCACAGAAACUGUGAGAGUAGAGAUGAGCCUGGAUGUGCUGUCACAAAAGUUCAGCAGAUCACUUACACUACAUCCUCAUCCAGCAUGCUGUAAAGAACAAAGUCCACGGUGCAGGAUUGGGUUUGGCAUCGCUCUAUUGGUAUUAAUACCUGCUGUCUUAAUGCUGCUGUUUCAGAGAAAGCAAUGAACAUAUCGACUUACACAAAAAAAUGUAUAUAUUUUUUUUAAUCUGAUUAUGCUUUAAUAUCGGCUUCAUGGUGCAGAGAGAAUUGAAGUCUGUUCUUACUUUUUUGUCCUCUUUGUAUUCCAUUUUUAUGGCAGUUAUAUUGUUGUUUUGUGUGUAUUUGUGGGUCUUUAAUAGUCUGAAGGAGAGUCUGAUUCAAAACGGCAUCAAGCAUCAUCAUCGAUAGGUGUUUCUUGUAUAACUGCAUCUACUCAUGUAUUGCACUAUAACUUCAAUAACUCAUGUACUGCACUGUACCUUUAAUAACCGCAUCAACUCAUCUACUGCACUGUUACUUUAAAAGCUAAUGUCUGUGACUAAUACACACUCAAAUCACUUGCACUAUUGUAUAGUCUAUAAUGUUAUCUGUUCAUAACCACCUGUACAUUAAUGUUCACAGUAUAUAUCCUUCUGUAUAUAUUGUCCUUAGUACAUACCGACUGUCACAUUCUCAUAGUACAUGCCCAUUGUAUAGUAUUUUCCUAAUAUUGUAUUCUGUAUUUAUUAACACUGUAUAUCCUGCACUUGCUAAUUGCACUUCUGGUUAGACCUAAACUACAUUUCGUUACACUGUACUUGUAUAUGUGUAAUGACAAUAAAGUUGAAUCUAAUCUAAUCUUCUUCUCCAAACACAUCAUCAUGGACUGGAACUAUACCUCUUUCUCUAUUAAUAUUAUGGAAACUCGUCAGUGAAGUUAUCGUCAGUGUUUGUUCAUAAUGCACUUUAUACUUUCUUUAC